AUGUCGGAUCAACAGCAUGUCGCCCCGUCAGCGUCCCCGCGACAAACCACACCUCCGUGGCCCGACAGCCGGAUCGAUAGCCUAUUCAAAGUGACGCCACGAGAGGCACUAGACCUUCUCAGCGCCGGCAUCGAGGUCCUUGUGGGAAUGGCGGGAGAUGUGCCACCUCCACCGCCGCCGCCCCCCACGACUCCUCCCCCCGUGCCACAGACGCCACAGAUACAGCCCAAGAUGGAGAGCAGAGUACAGACCCGCGCGGAGAAACACCGAGCCGAACUGGCGGCCGCAGGAAUCCUAGACUCGCCGCUCCUCGGAGAGCGACCUACGCGCCGGCCAUCUAACUACCGUUCCGCGCUGGACUCAAUAUCCGCUCCCACCCCGGAACCCAUCGAUGGCGUCUACCUGCGCGACCGGAACCGACCCCAGCCAGGGCCAAGCUCCGAGCCACAGCAACAGAAACAGCAGCAGGAGCAGGAGCCGGCUCCUCCCGAGCCGCGCAUCGUCGUAAGCGGCGACCCCCGACAGCCCGACGAGCAACGCCGCUCCAUCAUGCGCAAGUUCGCGACCGUGCGCGCACCGCCCAUCUCGGUGACCCAGUACCUGGGCCUCAUCCACGAGAUGUGUCCGAUGAGCACGGGGGUCUACCUGGCGGCGAGCCUGUACCUGCGGCGGAUGGCGGCCGGUGGCGUGGGGUUGGUCACGGCGCACAACGCGCACCGGCUUGUGCUGGCGGCGCUGAGGGUGGCGUCCAAGGCGCUCGAGGACGGCCCCCACAAGCACAAGCUGGUCGCGGCCGCCGGCGGCGUCGGGGCUGCUGAGCUGGCGUGGCUGGAGGUCGGGUUCUGUCUUUUGACGAGGUUCGAGCUGCUCGUCCGGGACCGGGAGCUCAUGGAGGAGUGCGAGCUGCUGAGGGGUGCGGGUUGCUAG
Messenger RNA from Phialemonium atrogriseum, 927 nucleotides. Its product is annotated as cyclin-domain-containing protein. The record is from RefSeq and is a predicted model, not a curated record. Bases 1 to 927 code for a protein of 308 amino acids. Gene Ontology annotation, biological process: regulation of cyclin-dependent protein serine/threonine kinase activity. Gene Ontology annotation, cellular component: cyclin-dependent protein kinase holoenzyme complex; nucleus. The transcript has a single exon. Gene Ontology annotation, molecular function: cyclin-dependent protein serine/threonine kinase regulator activity; protein kinase binding. NCBI's taxonomy places the organism in Eukaryota, Fungi, Ascomycota, Sordariomycetes, Cephalothecales, Cephalothecaceae.